Messenger RNA from Verticillium dahliae VdLs.17, 576 nucleotides. RefSeq lists its product as uncharacterized. The transcript has a single exon. The record is from RefSeq and is a predicted model, not a curated record. NCBI's taxonomy places the organism in Eukaryota, Fungi, Ascomycota, Sordariomycetes, Glomerellales, Plectosphaerellaceae. Bases 1 to 576 code for a protein of 191 amino acids.
AUGGCCACCACCAUCUUGGGCCACGGCAACCUCGUCACACCUCCUCCUCGUGUUCCUGGCCCAGCCAUGGAGGCAGCCUGCGGCCAGCAGAACGUCGACUCUGUGCUCGCAGACUCCGGUAUCCCGCUAGAGAACUUUCGCAAUGUCCCCGCAACCUGUACGUUCUUCAAUAGAUUAUUCUGGUGCCUCGGGGAGAAGACUAACUCGACAGGCCAACUCGAUUUGUGUCGCGGCGCUACAUUCGCAGACAAUACGGACCGUGUUCAGACCUUCACCGCCGGUCAGGUCGUACCGAUCACGGCCGAGAUUCCUAUCCCCCACGAGGGGCCCUGCAAUGUUUCCCUUGUCGACACAGCGUCCAAUACUGUCAUCGGUCUACCUCUUAUCUUGUUCCAGAGCUACGCAGACGAGAAUCUCGCCCAGCUCCCUCCAAACAACACGGCGUUUGAAGUCACUAUUCCUCAGCUGCAGCCUGGGCAGUGCACACUAGCAGGCGAGUGCACGAUGCAGUGGUUCUGGUUCGGUACCAACGCUCAGCAGACUUACGAGAGCUGCGUCGACUUUGUGUUGGCUUGA